Aspergillus pseudonomiae is the source of this 3303-nucleotide messenger RNA. RefSeq names its product Zn(II)2Cys6 transcription factor. The coding region runs from base 657 to 3227 and encodes 856 amino acids. Gene Ontology annotation, cellular component: nucleus. Gene Ontology annotation, molecular function: transcription cis-regulatory region binding; zinc ion binding; DNA-binding transcription factor activity, RNA polymerase II-specific. Gene Ontology annotation, biological process: positive regulation of transcription by RNA polymerase II. The transcript has 5 exons. The record is from RefSeq and is a predicted model, not a curated record. NCBI's taxonomy places the organism in Eukaryota, Fungi, Ascomycota, Eurotiomycetes, Eurotiales, Aspergillaceae.
GCUUCCGCCCCGGUUAAUGCACAACUGCGAUUGAUUGAGACGGCCGAUAGGUCGCCACCAAUCUAAAUGGUUAUCUGGAUUGUCUUUGGAUAUGCGAUGCUCCACUGGCCAGUAUCUCCUCCGCUUUUCUCGUGUUUUCUUAGUCUCGCCCAGAUUCCGCUUGGUUUCACCAGCCGAACUUAAACGAGGCUCUAGCCUGGCCAGUGUUGCAACAAUCGAUUGCUACUACUCCCUACUAACCACCAGCGCACUAACAGACAGAGGCAGUCGUACGGGGGACUUUCCCUUCACGCUUCUCGGUUGAUUCUUCACACCGCAAGAUUCUACCAAGAUAUCUCCCAAUUCGCCGCAUUUGCUACCAGUAAAAAGAGUCUACGGGUGCUCUCCCACACCUCGAUGAUCACGAAUACUAGGUGUGGGUGCCUCGUUGAUUAUCGCUUUCUGUCGUCUUGGAUUAAACCGAAACGUCCUUCAAGGCGAAAAAGGAACAAUUCUUUGGAGAUCCUACAGACCCCGUGAGCUUACAUCUGGUCUGCAUGGCGAUCUUACUGUGCAGAGUGUGCCGACACUAUCUCAAGUCCCGGACUAUUACUUCGUCUGGCCGUUAUAUCUUUUAUUCCUCGUCUUUUUAUCUGGCCAAUAACUCUUGAAAUCCAAUGCCUCGCCCGAGGAGGCCCGGCGCUCCGGAGCCAAAGCGAAGGUCCCGUAAAGGAUGCUGGCCAUGUAAAGCACGCAAAGUGAAAUGCGGAGAAGAAAAACCGUCCUGUGUGAAUUGUCGACGUCAAAAUGAACCAUGUGACUACAGUAUAAGACUGAACUGGGAAGGUAGAACGAGAAGAAGAUCUUCCGUAGACUCUCCAAGUUCCCAGUCUGGCGGUCAGCCCGGACAAUUCAUACUAGCCUUCUCGCCGUCAGAUAUAAUGCAACCCGACUCCACGCUGCUAGCUUCGCCCUUCAAAUCUACUGGUUCCUUGGGAGGAGACGCUACAGGGUACCAUGUCACAGAGAGUCUGUUUUGGGAAGCUGGGCAUACAGGGGAAAUGACAAUAGGAACGUCUUAUCCUAGAGGGCUAUAUGAUAUCCAUGAAUCUUCCGCUAUCCCUGACCAGUCUCUUAAUCCCUCCACACGUACAACUGGCAAGAGCUCAGUAGAUAUGAGUCCGGGGAAGGACGCUACCGCCUCGUGGUCAGGUUUGUCUCAGAUGGCCACAGUGGUGCCCAGAGAGGCGAUCCCCAGUUACCCGUCGUCUAUCUCACAUUCCCUGGACGAUUUCUCUUAUCCGUCGCCGGCAGAUACGGGCUCCAGUAUUGGUUCUCUUGCCCCUUUCAACUUUUCACCAGCCACCAUGUCGCAGCCAAGUUCGUUCCUUCGACACUCUGCAGACAUCCCCGAACAGCCUUUGAGCCAUUCAUCGCCCGGACAAGGCGACACACCAGAUCAGGGACAACCUCACUCGCAGUAUUCAUCUCCUGCCGAUGCCGUCAGUACCUAUGCCCCUUACCAGUCACAGAGUCCAUCAGAUCCUCACGAGAGUAUGUCCCCUCUGUUCAAAAGUCCACAGCUUUUUGCAUCACCUAGUGUGGCCCAAGAUACCGAAUCGAUGCCAGCGGGCGUGGCUAGUAGCACCGAGGAUUUCUUCAACAAAAUCAUGAAUAGCCCCGUAUUAUCUGAAAAUCGUUCGCAGGUCCAUGCCGGCGAGCCACUGGCCACUGGCGAUUUUAAGACUUUGAGUAUGGGCCAUGCGGUUGAUGUACCCGGGGGAUUCUCGAGCGCCGAAAGGAAGUGGCAUGCCUAUCUCACCAGCGUUACAGAUAAUUAUGGUUUAGACUGUGGCCGUCCAGAUCUGGAUUUGAAUAAGAAUGACGACCAUUCAGCCAUUGACAUCAAUUACGCCCUGGAUUUAAUCAGCUCACAAAGUGAAUCGUCUGCGACGUCUAGCGAUCGACCUGGGGAUUCCUCGUCCGCGGAUUCGAAACAAAUUAGCUUGGAUGGUGCGAAGUUUGCUUAUUACGCAUCACCUGUACCGAUCAACAUCCCGCGUUAUUUAUCGCCGUUGCCACAGGCUCUAGUGCAGACGCCUAUCAACCUGAUGUAUUUCCAUCAUUUUAUCAACCAUACGGCGAGAAUGUUGGUUCCGCAUGACUGUAGCGAUAAUCCAUUUGUUUCCGUUCUACCAUCAAUGGCGAUUGGGGAUUCGAACCUACUGAAUCUUAUGUUAGCGUACUCUGCUAGUCACCGGGCGAGAUAUCUGGAGCAUCCAGAACCUACUACUCGGAUCGCGCACUGGGUCAGCAAUGUCUUCCCGGCAUUGCGCGUAGCACUGGAAGAUCCACAUGAGAAGGUCACUGACAACCAUCUUGCUACGGCAAUCAUGCUGCUUUCCCUGAAGAUCAUAUCACCCGGCACCUUCGAAGUGCCAAUUCCUUGGCAGAGCCAUCUUAAACUUGCCCGGGAACUCUUCCUUGCACGCCGAGAACAGAUGGCGUACCCAGGAAAUCGCAUUGGCCCAUUCUUCGCUCGCUGGUUAGGAUACCUCGACAUUAUGGGAACCCUCUCGUGCCGACACACGGAACCACCCUUGUCUGAAUACUACUCUCUUAUUAGCACAUGCUGCUCAGUUGAAGGGCUGGAUGAAUACUGUGUCGACUGUUUCUCCGGCUAUACGCCCCGAACGGGGCUGUUCUUGACUAGGUUGGGGAAACUGGUACAUCAGUGUGACAACGAACGAUUUGAUGAGAUGGGAAUGUGGAUUUCUGGUUGGAGGCCUUCGGCUGAUAUCAUUUUUGAAGCUCAAGAAAUAAUCAAUGAUCUUGAAAUACUCCGUACCCGCGCCCACGCUAACUCAAGGCAUUUCCGGGAGUCGGGAGCUACAGAUAUCAUCGCUAGUGAUAAAGCUUUUUAUUACGCAGGCUUAUUACACCUCCACCGACGCGUCUUAGGCACAUCUCCAUUUUCCACCCCAGUCAAGGACGCUCUAGAGGGGCUUAGGGAGGCCCUCGCACAGAUUAGAUUCGGGCCAUCCGCUGAGGUCGGAACCCUCUUUUGCUGGUUCACUGCGGGCUGUGAAGCCCAGGAUCCUGGACAGAGGAUGGAUAUCCAGGAGCGAUUCGAAGUGCUAGAGAAAACUGGGAUGAAACAGAUCCACCAUGCUCGCAAGCUAAUGCAGCGUUGCUGGGAUGAAAAUUUGCCAUGGAUUGCUUUGGCGCGGGGGGAGUUUCUUGGAUAGAUGGGAUAAAUGUGAAGCCAUUGUGGCUCUUAUUAUCGACAGAGUAGAUGGUAACAGUGUGUUAUUUAUAUUAAUA